AUGAGGAAGAACCUGCUCGGUCCUUGCCUGCACGCAGGUUUUCUAGCACUGCUCAGUUUAACUGUUGUGAACCCCAGCCCCGUGGCAGAAAAUGCACCAGAGCACACGGUAGUUACCACCAUCACCGUCACCGCAUCUCCUCCCGGUUCAUUCGUUGGAGAGCCGGUUAUUGCGAAUGCCAGCCCAGUCGUGCAUCCAUUUAUCAUCACCCCCAAAGCUUCAAAUCAAUGGGAACUAACGAUGACAACACUGCCCGAGCUGGAUUUUGAAACCGUGGCGCUUUACUCGCUUGUGAUACUGGUGAAAGACAUGGUGGGGAGAUCAGCUUCUCAGACGAUCGCCGUGCAGAUUUCCGAUGUCAACGAAGCCCCCUUCUUCACCGGUGCCCUAGCUCAGCCCGGCCGAGUGAUGGAAGUGUGGGUUGCAGAGGACACCUUAGCACAUACCGUCAUUUAUACAGCCAUAGCCCAGGAUCCAGAAGAAGAGGCCUUGAAGUACUCCAUGGAGGUCUUGCCAGAGAGCAGUGAAUUUGCUAUCGAUGAGACCGGGGCAAUUUCUACAACAGCCUCUUUCCAUCUGGAAGGAAACGAAAAUAGCUACUCGAUAGUAGUGAAGGCGACCGAUGCACACGGCCUUUCUGCAACUGGACACAUAAAGGUGUUGCUUAUUAACAUAAAUAAUAACGACCCCAUCCUCACUUGCACUUUUUACAGCAUAAGGAAUGGUGCCCUGACUCCCAGGACAGAAAACUCCACCAUCGGAGAGAUGGUGAACAUCACACUCGACGAGGAAAUCCCUCUUGGAAAGGCCAUUGGCAUUUGCCAAGCUACAGACAAAGAUUUAAUGAACGACCUCACUUUCCACCUUGAUCCAGGAAAUGCUUACUUUGCUGUGGACAGAACCCGUGGAACUCUGAUGGUUGUGUCCAGGCUGGAUAUGGAGGAAGAUGGAUUCAUGAAUGUCCAGUCCUUUACUGUCAAGGCUUGUGACAAAGAUCUGAGAUGUGCUGCCAUUUCUGUCAGUGCAAACAUCUGUGGGGUCAAUGAUAAUCCACCGUACUGCGACCAGUACACGUACAGAUAUACAGGCAUGGAGGUUAUUGAAAAUAAUUCAGUGGUUGCUGAGCUGACAUGUCAUGAUCAAGACAGGCCCCCGGAUGUACUUCAUUACACACCUAACAGUGGUCCCAUUGGCACUGGAAAACUCUUUGAACAAGUCCCAGGGGCUGAGAAUACAAUUUGGGUCACCAAGGAGCUGGAUUAUGAAGACCCAGGUAACAUUGCAGUUGGCAAUACUCAUGAAAUGAUGGUAGCUGUGUACGACGACACAAAUCCCUCACAUACAGUGACGGCAACGAUAAUUGUGAAAAUCACUCCUACCAACGACUUCAGCCCAGUGUUUAGACCUCCAAGUUAUUCAUUUACAGUUCCAGAAACGUCAGGCGCCCACUACACGGUUGGAAAAGUGACUGCCAUAGACAACGACUACCCACCAAACUGCAUCACCUACAGAAUAGUCCGUGGGAACCUGCCGCCUGUUCAGAUAUUUUGGGUGGACCCAGCAUCCGGAACAAUAGAGCUGAUAACCCAGCCAGACUAUGAAUCCAUCCAACAAUACAAACUCACUGUCCAAGCUGUUGAUUGCGAUCUCGCUCAUCCACGCACAGCUGUCACCACGGUUACAAUCGACAUUGAAGAGGAGAACGAUGAACCGCCAGUCUGCAGCCCCCGGGUGUAUAAGGCAGUCGUAUUUGAUAACGUUACCGUUGGGACAAACAUCGAUAGGUUUAGGCUCGUUUGCCAUGACAGAGACUCCAGCGAUUCGGCCAUGCGGUUUGAGAUCGUCUCUGGCAACAGAAACAAUCGCUUCGGUUUUGACCCGGCCCGAGGGUCCAGCACGCCCAAGCUAAUUGUGAAAACCCCUUUUCAUUUGGAAGCCGGGGCCGAGUCCCAGCAGCGCUACCACCUCGUGGUGAACGUCAUUGAUGACAACCUGUACAACGUCACCGCGACCAAGGCCAGGACGGGGACUGUCUUAAUAGAUGUCCAUGUUCUUAGAGCCAACCCUACCCCUGCUCCGCACAGAAAAGGACUGACCAUUAUGUACACUGCCGUCAACACCUACAAUCCUACGGACUGGUACAUUCCCUUCAUCUUCACCCUGACGGCCAUUCUUGCCGUGGGCUUGGCGGCUUGGGGGUGCCAUCUGGUUUGGACGCGCACAAGCUUCAAGGAAACCUGCUUCACCGUGCCGAGCAAGACCGCCGAAGCAGAGAAGGGAGUAGAGACAUUUAUGCCAGGAGCCAAAAAGAAACCAGUAGAAGUGGUAAUGGAAACAGCUAAAUACAAGACAAAGUUUGAUGGAGAAGCAAGGGAUCCAGUCACAGGGAACCUGUAUCUGUUCAACAGCAAAUCAGGAGCAAGGAAGUGGAAGAAGGAAGAUGCUAAGAUGGAGAAGAUGCAGUUGACCAACAUCUACUCAGUGUCUCAGAAGCUCCCCGCUGCAAAACUUGCGCCACUAACGACUCCCAUUAACAGGGAGUUGAAGGCUGGUUCGCAAUCAUAA
Messenger RNA from Gavialis gangeticus (Gharial), 2565 nucleotides. Its product is annotated as cadherin-related family member 3-like. The transcript is spliced from 19 exons. Gene Ontology annotation, biological process: calcium-dependent cell-cell adhesion; multicellular organism development; cell morphogenesis. Gene Ontology annotation, molecular function: calcium ion binding; cadherin binding. NCBI's taxonomy places the organism in Eukaryota, Metazoa, Chordata, Crocodylia, Gavialidae. The record is from RefSeq and is a predicted model, not a curated record. Gene Ontology annotation, cellular component: catenin complex; membrane; adherens junction. The coding region runs from base 1 to 2565 and encodes 854 amino acids.